Messenger RNA from Danio aesculapii, 944 nucleotides. Its product is annotated as globoside alpha-1,3-N-acetylgalactosaminyltransferase 1-like. Gene Ontology annotation, molecular function: hexosyltransferase activity. Gene Ontology annotation, cellular component: membrane; vesicle; Golgi apparatus. The record is from RefSeq and is a predicted model, not a curated record. Lineage: Eukaryota; Metazoa; Chordata; Actinopteri; Cypriniformes; Danionidae. The coding region runs from base 51 to 944 and encodes 297 amino acids. The transcript has 5 exons. Gene Ontology annotation, biological process: carbohydrate metabolic process.
UGGCGAUCCCUAAAAACACAGAAAGCCAGUGGAGAAGUUCACGAUCAUCAAUGGGGUUUCUCUACAACCCUAGUGUGCUAAAAGGGUUUCAUUACAAUCAGCCCAGUGUGCUAAAAGGUCGGACAGAUGUUGUUUCUCUGUCACCUUGGCUUGCUCCAAUCAUUUGGGAGGGGACUUUUGACCCAGAACUGGUUGAUUUCAUCUACAAACAAUAUAACUUCACUAUUGCCACUACUGUCUUCGCUUUGGGAAAAUACACACGAUUCCUCAAAGAUCUUCUGGAGUCAGCGGAGCAGCAUUACUUUAUUGGAUAUCGAGUGCAUUAUUACCUGUUCACAGAUAAACCAGAAGCAGUUCCCGAAGUGAAGAUGUCAGAAGACCAUCGUCUGACCAUCAGGAAAGUCCCCAGUUUGGACAGAUGGCAGGACAUCAGCAUGGGCAGGAUGGAGAUAUUGGAAAAACUUAUAGUUAAUGAACUAAUAAACGAAUCCGACUUCAUUUUCUGCCUUGACGUGGAUGCUAAGUUCUAUGGCCGCUGGGGAGCAGAGACUUUGGGUCAACUGGUGGGUAUAAUUCAUCCCUGGUUUUAUGAUUUUCCGAGGAAUAAAUUCACGUAUGAACGAAGACGGGAAUCUGCAGCGUUCAUUCCUGAUGGAGAAGGAGAUUAUUAUUACACGGCUGCUGCAUUCGGAGGCGUGUUGGAGGACGUUUAUCAUCUGACUAAAAGCUGCCGUCAGCAGAUGAAUAUCGAUCGUGAAAACUCCAUAGAGGCCAUAUGGCAUGAAGAGUCUCACCUGAACAAGUAUUUCCUUUACAAUAAACCCACAAAGCUGCUGUCUCCAGAAUACCUGUGGCGAGAUAUUAACAUCCACGCGGAUCAAAUCAAAGUAGUUCGAUUUUCUCACAUCGCUAAAAACAAUACUGAAAUUCGGUCGCGUCUCUAG